Messenger RNA from Trematosphaeria pertusa, 1023 nucleotides. Its product is annotated as anion-transporting ATPase. Gene Ontology annotation, biological process: post-translational protein targeting to endoplasmic reticulum membrane. Gene Ontology annotation, cellular component: GET complex. The transcript is spliced from 3 exons. Bases 1 to 1023 code for a protein of 340 amino acids. NCBI's taxonomy places the organism in Eukaryota, Fungi, Ascomycota, Dothideomycetes, Pleosporales, Trematosphaeriaceae. Gene Ontology annotation, molecular function: ATP hydrolysis activity; ATP binding. The record is from RefSeq and is a predicted model, not a curated record.
AUGGCCAACGCAGUGGUGCUCGACGACGACGUCAUGGAGCCCACGCUCCAGCCCAUCCUGGAUCAGAAGACGCUGCGCUGGAUAUUCGUCGGUGGCAAAGGCGGCGUAGGCAAGACUACGACAUCCUGCUCUCUCGCCAUCCAGCUCGCGAAGCACAGGAAAUCAGUGCUGCUGAUAUCGACGGACCCGGCGCACAAUCUCAGCGACGCCUUCAACCAGAAGUUCGGCAAGGAUGCGCGGCUGGUAAAUGGGUUCGAUAACUUGAGCGCGAUGGAGAUCGACCCGAACGGCAGUAUACAGGAUCUGCUGGCGGCUGGGGGUGAGGGCGCGGAGGACGCGAUGGCAGGGCUCGGCGGCAUGGGGAAUAUGAUGCAGGAUUUGGCCUUCAGUAUACCCGGCGUAGACGAAGCCAUGUCCUUUGCCGAAGUCCUUAAGCAGGUCAAGUCGCUCUCCUACGAAGUCAUCAUCUUCGACACCGCACCCACCGGCCACACGCUCCGCUUCCUACAGUUCCCGACCGUCAUGGAGAAAGCGCUCGCCAAGGUGUCACAGCUCUCGCGCCAGUUCGGACCGAUGCUAAACUCGUUUCUCGGCGGCGGCGGACGCCUGCCCAACGGGCAGAACAUCGACGAGCUGGUCGAGAAGAUGGAGUCGCUGCGGGCCACAAUCGCAGAGGUGAACGGGCAGUUCAAGGACGCGGAUCUGACGACGUUCGUGUGCGUCUGCAUACCGGAGUUCCUGUCGCUGUACGAGACGGAGCGCAUGAUCCAGGAGCUGAAUAGCUAUGAGAUCGAUACGCAUGCGAUUGUGGUCAACCAGCUGCUGUUUCCGAAGAAGGAUAAUCCGUGCGAGCAGUGUAAUGCAAGGAGGAAGAUGCAGAAGAAGUACAUUGAUCAGAUCGAGGAGCUGUAUGAUGAGUUUAAUGUGGUCAAGAUGCCGCUGCUGGUUGAGGAGGUGCGGGGGAAGGACAGGUUGGAAAAAUUCAGCGAGAUGCUUGUCGAGCCCUUCCAGCCACCGGAGUAG